Molecule: messenger RNA, 4412 nt
Organism: Carcharodon carcharias (great white shark)
Lineage: Eukaryota; Metazoa; Chordata; Chondrichthyes; Lamniformes; Lamnidae
Gene: gpc4
Product: glypican 4
Exons: 9
Coding region: 373-2067 (564 amino acids)
Biological process (GO): regulation of signal transduction; cell migration; regulation of protein localization to membrane
Cellular component (GO): extracellular region; plasma membrane; synapse
Source: RefSeq, a predicted model, not a curated record
UCGGGGGCCGCGGUACAAAGUUGGGAAGUCGGAGCGGAUUCCCCCCCCCCCACCGCCGGGAAUCCACCAGGCGAUCCAGCCCAUGGAGGCGGGCGGCCGCGGCCUGUGAUCACUCUCUGCUCUUUGUGGUGUUUAGCUGGGGGGGGGGCUGUGGUGAUGGACAUGGGGUCGGUCAGUGUCCAGCGGCGGUGCUGAGCUCCCGGCUCCAGGCCGCGUGUUCCCGCAGCUUCUUUGUCAGCCGCUCCCAGGCCGGUGCCCCCGUCCCCGGCUCCCGGAAUUCCCCUUCCCGCCGGGAGGGCAGGAGAGCGGCCCAGACGCGACCCCCCCAGCUACCUGCACCGAGCGGCCUGCUCCUUGCCCCGGGCUCCCACUAUGUACCCGCCGCUCCCGCUGUGCGCCCCGGCCCCGGCUCUGGCUCUGGCCCUGGCCCUUUCCCUGCUCUGCGGCUCCGCUCGCUCCCACAUCCACAGCCCGAGCUGCUCCGAACUGAUGAAAGUUUCCAGCCCGCGGGGCUCCGGCCACAGCAACAUCGCCCCGCAAGAGACCGAGGGAAAUCACCUGAAGGUGUGUUCUCAGCUCAACACGUGCUGUACCGCUGAAAUGGAGGAAAAACUCAGCCAGCAGGGUCAGCAAGAGUUUAGCAAAGCUGUGCUGGGCACCAGUAAUGGCCUACGGUUGACAUUUGCUUCGAGGUAUAAGAAGUUUGAUGAAUUCUUCAAGGAGCUGAUAGAAAAUGCAGAGAAAUCCUUGAAUGAUAUGUUUGUACGGACUUAUGGUCAACUAUAUAUGCAAAACUCGGAGGUAUUCCAGGACCUAUUUAAGGAGAUGAAGAGGUACUAUGUGGUUGGAAAUCUAAAUCUGGAGGACAUGCUGAGUGACUUCUGGGCUCGUCUCCUGGAGCGGAUGUUUCAGUUGGUGAACCCUCAGAAUCAUUUCACUGAAGAAUAUCUGGAAUGUGUUAGCAAAUAUACAGAGCAGCUGAAGCCAUUUGGAGACGUACCGCGUAAGCUGAAGCUUCAGGUGACGAGGGCAUUUAUUGCUGCUCGAACCUUUGCACAAGGUCUUGAUGUCGCACAAGAUGUAGUGAGCAAAGUCUCCACAGUCAAUCCAACAACAGAGUGUGCCAACGCACUGCUGAAGAUGACGUACUGUCCACAAUGUCAUGGGUUAAUUGCUCUUAAACCAUGUAAAAAUUACUGCCUCAAUGUCAUGAAGGGUUGCUUGGCCAAUCAGGCAGAUCUGGACACAGAGUGGAACAAUUUUAUUGAUGCGAUGUUGAUGGUUGCAGAGAGGUUGGAAGGACCAUUCAACAUUGAAUCAGUCAUGGACCCUAUUGAUGUUAAGAUUUCUGAUGCAAUAAUGAACAUGCAGGAGAACAGCAUGCAGAUCUCUCAAAAGGCAUUUCAAGGUUGUGGCAAACCAAAAUCUUGGUCAGCGAGCCGCUCAGGUCGAUCUGUGUCCGAUGGGUUUAAUGCUAGGUUCAGACCCUAUAGUCCUGAGGAGCGCCCUACAACAGCAGCUGGCACAAGCCUCGACAGACUGGUAACAGAUGUAAAAGAAAAACUUAAGAAGGCAAAGAAGUUUUGGUCGACCCUCCCAUACAGCUUGUGCAGUGAUAACAGCUCAGCAGGUGUAGUUGAGCAGAAUGACUGUUGGAAUGGAAGUAACAAGAGCAGGUAUACGUUUGCUGUGAUAGGCAAUGGCCUCGCCAACCAACUGAACAAUCCAGAUGUAAAAGUGGAUAUCACCAAACCAGAUAUGGUGAUUCGUCGGCAGAUAAUGGUACUGCGGACAAUGACUAAUAAAGUGAAGAAUGCUUAUGAUGGAAAUGAUGUGACCUUCCGUGAUACAAGUGACGAAAGCAGUGGUGAAGAAAGUGGAAGUGGCUGUUUUGGGUUGGAUUGUCAAUCGGAGUUUGAGUUCACGAGCACUGAUGCUCCUGUGCUCUUUGGCCCCAUAGAACCCAAGAAAAUUGCACCCAAUGACACUGCUCACUGCAAUGGCCCCUGUCAACUAAUCCUACUUAUUAGCUGUUUGAUAAUAGUCUUAGAGCAACAGUUAAGAUAAUCACACAAGUUGCUGAACAGAGUCUUUGCACAUGGCUUUUUUUAAACAAACUACUCUCAUGUAAACGAUUUGUGACUUUGACUUUCAUUUUAAACUUUAUUUUAAGGUCUCAACAAUGAUGUAUGGUUGCUGCUUCAAUUGUUUUCAGAUUGCCACUGGCAUCACUGUAUCUAAGUUGUGUUUAAUGACACAAUCCACCCACGUGAACACAGGGCUUUCCUACUUUAACAUAUGGGCCCCAAUGUAAAUGCAGACCUGUAAUUAGUGAAUCUUUAAUGCAUUUUUAAAAAUCUCAUUCUCAUUUUACCAUGUUGAAGAAAUCAGGACCCUGUACAAGAAAAUACAUCAGCCGAAUUUAACGCACCCCAUCAGCCAGGUGUGUGGUAUAUGGGGAUCCCAUCACUUCCACUUGAUUAAGUCCUGGCUGGGAACACUUAUGGAUGGCUUUCCCACCUGGAUGCUAAUUGAAGCCCUUAAGUGGACAAUUAGUGACCACUGAAAGGCUGGUAUUCAAGAAACAGUGGGCAGGGGAUUCGCCAUGCAGGGGGACCAACAAGCUAGCUCGGUCAGGUUUGCUUGCGGGCUUCCAGGAAGGGUCUUUCAUUGAAAGUCACUCGUGUCUGAUUGAAGGACCCAGCAUCAGGAAGGGGGCCCGCUUGGAGCCACCUCCUGUCCUUUCUUCCAACUCCCUUUCUCCCCCAUCCCCUCUCCCCACAAUCCCCAUCUCUCUCUCUCACUCACUUUGACCUAGCGUCCCUCUGAUGGGAGAGUUGCCACUGCUCCCAGUGGUUCUGACAUUAAUGGUGAGCUGCUGGCCCCUGAUUGGCUGGCAGUUCUUGGGUGUGAUUUCUGCCCCCGGGUCCUAAAUCCCAGGGAAGGCCCACAGUAGCCAUUAAAGUGCCUGAUGGGUACUUAAUUCCUUCACACCUUCCCCAACAGAGGCAAAGUGGGAUUCCUGCCAGUUCUCCAACCGGUGGACAAGACCCCUGUCAUCAAGAUUAAGUUCCACCCUCAACAAGUAAUUUCAUGGUGAAUAAAUGCACAGAAGCAAACUUACAUAUUUUGAAAUCACUAGCAAUAAUGUUACACCAAUUGAUGUACUUUUGUACAAAAGUACAUACUAUUUAGUUGAGGUUUUUUUAAUAUCUGCUAGACACCCAAUAUAAUUUUGUAGUUAUUUUGGUUAUAUAUAGUUGCACAACGAUUAGAGCUGUGAUUAGUGAGCCCUUUCAUAAAACAACAUGUUGCAGGCAUUUGGAGAUGGUUUUACCAGUGUUGGCAAGAGACUGCAGCACAGGCACCAGAACUUGGCCAACUAUUAAUGGUACUUGUUGACAUGUAGAGAAAUUGGAUUCCUUUUUUACAAGAGAUAAAUCUGGAAGUUAAAUUUUCAAAUUGAUGUCUUGUAAAAUCUGCCCAUGUGUUGAGUUUUACCACCUGCCUGAGUUGCUUCCUACAGUUUGACAGCCAGCAACAUCUUCCUGGAAUUUAUUUCUAACUGUAAAGCCUGAACACAAAUAUUGGUUCUGUUUUGAUUCCUGCUUUCAUUGUAAUGUUGAAUUUAUUUUUAUAUCAGAAUUUUAACUACUUGUAAUUGUUAGCUCAGGGUCAAUACAUUGAUUUCUAAAACUGUGUUCAAUAAUUUCAAUAGAUUUUUCAGUCAACAGAGACUGAUGGUACAUAUCUGCUGUUUAUAAAUCAUCCUAGGGGCUCUCAUUUAUCGGUAGCAACUGGUUGUUAAGUUUAAAUGUGAUUUUUUCUGUGAGAAUAGAUUGUAUAUAGCUGAGACACUGCUGAGUGAAUAGCUCAGCUAGCUGAAGGUGUAAUGAGGUUUGCUGUUCCAUAUAGAUGAAGUAGGAUUUAGUUCUUGUGCUCUGUAAGGCAAAGAACGAUUAUGUUUCAAAUAUCCAUUCAUUGGCUGAAAUUCAGCUAGAAGACCAGCAAAGUAAUGGCAUGGUUCUGAGGGACAGCCAACUCUCCAACUGACUGCUGCCUCAUGUGCUUAUCUCUCAAGACAAACUUGUAAAUUCUACUUUAUUCAUCUUGCAAAAGCCUGUUAUAAUUCCAGGAUUUAUAUUUUAUUGUUGAGACUAAUCAUUUUACAAAUUAUUGAUUUGUUAGUUUGGUUUUAAACAAAGUACAAAAUAUUCUUGAUGUAAGUUGUGGAACUUUUAUAGUAAUUGGCCUUCUAUUGAUGAUGGUACAGAACAUGUACAGUGGGAAAGGUCACUAUGGAAUGCAAAAGAUUCUUGAGUAAAUAUGUGUGAAUGUCAAAUUUGAUUGUUUGAGUUGUUGUACUAAAACCACAGAAUCCACAUCUGAAAUAUACAAAGCUUUCAUCUAGA